Messenger RNA from Strongylocentrotus purpuratus (purple sea urchin), 1885 nucleotides. RefSeq names its product collagen alpha-1(X) chain. The transcript has 2 exons. Lineage: Eukaryota; Metazoa; Echinodermata; Echinoidea; Camarodonta; Strongylocentrotidae. Bases 188 to 1237 code for a protein of 349 amino acids. The record is from RefSeq and is a predicted model, not a curated record. Gene Ontology annotation, molecular function: protein binding.
UUCGUCAUUGGGAAACCUGCAGGGAUUCUGAAACACAGUUCUGAUAAUCAUUCAUGAGUUGGGAUAUCUUCUCGAGCUAGCUACCUGACAUUGAUUAUUAGCCUCCCAUCCCAGCGGUCUCAUCAGCAAGUCUCAUCGUGGAUUGUUAGAAAGCAGCAGGUUUGUCUUCAAACACUGGUUCAUCAACAUGGACAUCACUUCACUACUGACAGCUGUUCUCACACUGAGUCUGGUACCACUGACCAUAUCAACAACUCAACCUCCAACAGAUGUCCCUACAACCCUCUCAUCAACAUAUGCUGCAACAGGGUUUCCCCAAGGACCAGAGACUACGGUAGGUGAGCCAGAUGUGGAGCUUAUCACAGAAGAACAAGAGCUACUGAACAACCCUCAAGAACAAACAAACCACCAACAAGAGCAACAGAAUCAUCAUCAAGAGCAUCAGAAGCAACAGACGCAGCAGCAGGAGCAGCAGCAGUCAAUGCAUCAAGAAAUGCUCAAUCAGCAGCAGGCCUGUGGUAGAGGCUGCUGUGGCUUCCCAGGAAUGCCUGGGAUACCAGGUAUACCAGGACACAAUGGCUUACCAGGAAACCCUGGUGUCCAAGGAGAACCUGGCAUGAAAGGAGACGGUGGGACAUGGGGGCAGCAGGGAUUGGCAGGACGACGUGGAUCCAAGGGCCCGAAGGGUUCUAGAGGACCUCAAGGCCCACCAGGAAUGAAAGGAGAAAAGGGAGAUUUAGGAGGAUUAAAGGGCGAUUCAGGAGAGAGAGGUAUACCAGGACAGUCAGGUAUGAAAGGACUACGUGGGCCUAGAGGUCUUCCAGGUAUCCAAGGACCAGCCAAUCAUGCGCUUCCUCAAGAACUUCGUGUUGCUUUCACUGUAAUCAAUGCAACCCGCUUCCCAACACCUAACACACCUAUUGUCUUCCAAACAAUAGUCAGUAAUUCUGGUGAAGGCUAUGAUCAAGACACUGGCAAAUUCACAUGCAAGGCAGCAGGACUCUAUGCGUUUACCUUCCAGUUUUUUGGUGGAUAUCAUAAUUUUCGUGCGGAAAAGGCCAGUCUUGUCAAAAAUUAUGAAAUUGCUUUGACAGCGAUGUCUACAGUGGACUCCAGACUUGGAAACUUUGCAAUUCUUGAUUUAGUGGAAGAUGAUGAUGUUUGGGUGGAAAUCACAGAAAAUAGAGACUUUGGACCAUCCAACUAUAAUUCUUUCACAGGAUUUCGCCUCUACUGAAAUGUAUUCAUUCUUUGACUCUACAAUUACACAAAGCACAAAUAAGUAUUUUAAUCAUUCUUUUUCUCUGAUAUCAAGCAUUCAACCUUGUGCUUCUACAGUAUGGCAAUAUAAUGAUUGUUUCUUCUUUACCUCACAUUUAAAUCAUCUUAGGAUACAAAUUCAGUCAUGCAAGUAAAAUAAGUUCAUAGAUUCAAGUAGGGGUGAUUUCAAGAGGUGUAGUCAUGAUUAGGGUUGUUUUGCUGUUGUGUUUCUUGAAAGUAUAUCUAGGAGUGUACAAAAAGAUUUAAUACAAUUUUUACAAUUUUAAGUUUGUGAGUAUUUUGAGUUAAAUGACUAAUUGCGCACACUGCUAAGUAUUUUUAUGCUCAUGUUUUGUAUGAUGUUGCUACAGUUAUGAAAACACAUUUCCAACUUUCAAUCUCUAAAAUUUCAAAAUCUGUGCUACCUCUAUGUUUCCUUGGCUGAAGCUCAUGAGACAAUCAAUCAAUGUCCAUCUUGCAAUCUUUCUCUCAGAGAAGUUGACCCACAAGAAUGGCACACCAUCCACGUGGGUCAUCAAUCUCUUAGGACAUUGGUGAACUGGGCUAAAGCCAUAUCAGAUUCUGCAAUACAUGUUUGCUACAUUGUAGAUCAAUGUUGAAGUUA